AUGAAUUCAAAUGAACAAAACAUUAUUCAUCACUUAGAUACUACUACUACUACUACUACUACUACUACUACAAUAUUACCAUUAUGUAAUUCACGUAAAUCAUCUAAAUUAUAUUCAUUUAAUGAAAAUAUAAAUAAUUAUGAAUUAAGUCUUAAUGAAGCACAAUUAUUAACAGAAGAAACAUCGAAAAAAUUAAAUCAAAUAAAAUAUAAAAUGAAUUCAUCGCAUAAAAUUUAUUGUUGUUGCCAUGGUAACAAUUAUCAUCGAAAAUGUAGAAAUAAUAAAAUAAAUCCAGAAGAAAAUUUAAUUCAUUUAACAAAUCGUGGUGAAAUAUUAGAGAAUCCAAAUCUUAUAUUUAAUUAUGUUAAAGCAAAUGAAACAGAAAGACUCGUUGAAAUCUUAGCUUACAAUCCAUUAAUAAUAAAUCAAUGUGACUCAAAUCAACGUACUUUACUUCAUUAUGCUGCAAUGAAAGGUUAUUUGGAUUGUACAAGUGUUUUAGUUGCACAUAAAGCAAGGAUUAAUGAACCAGAUCAAUAUGGUAAUCUUCCAAUACAUUUAGCUGUUAAAGAAGGACAUUUACUUGUAGUACGUUAUCUAUUAAGUAUUAAUGCUGAUCCAACUAAACCAAAUAAAGAUGGUCUAUUACCAAUACAUAUAGCAUGUGAAAAAAAUUAUUUCGAUAUAUUAAAGGCAUUAUUAGAAUUGGAUAGUGUUAAUGUAAAUGCAGAAGGUGAACGAGGAGCAUCACCAUUACAUUAUUGUUGUAUACAUGACAGUGUGGAAUGUAUGGAGAUACUUUUAAACAAAGGGGCUAAUAUAUUCUCAUAUGAUUUAGAGCAUACCUAUCCGGUACAUGUUGCUAUAGCUAAUGUUAGUCGUAAAUGUUUAAAUUUAUUAUUUAAAAUGGAAGCUUAUUUACAAGGGAACAAUUUAAAUCGAUCAAUAGAAUCACAUGAAAUGAAAUCAUCGAUCACUAUGGCAACACAACGUACCCAUGUAUUACGUAAUAAUAAUAAUAAUAAUAAUAAACACAUAGUGAAAUAUGAUUUAGAAAAUCAAAGUCAAUUUAAUCAAUCUGAUAUAAAAAAGAAAUCGAUCGAUUUAAAUCAAUCUGAUUAUCAACGAAGUCAACAAGAGAAUUGUUUAAUUCAUUUAACUGAUUGUGAAGGUGAAACUCCAUUACAUGCAGCAGUUACAUCAGGGAAUUCAGAUAUGGUUAAAUUUUGUUUAGAGCACAAUGCAUUUAUAUUAGCUAAACAAAAUGAUGAUUCAACACCGGUACAUUAUGCAUGUAUGAAAGAUGAUUUAGAAUGUGUUCAAUUAAUGUUUGAAGCGGAUCCAUCAAUUAAAUCAAUUGUUCUACAAAUGCAAGAUAAAAAUGGUUAUACACCAUUACAUUUAGCCGCUGUUUAUAAUCAUGAAAAACUGGUUACAUAUUUAGUUGAACAGGGUUCGCCUUUAGAAAUGACUGAAACAAAUGGAUGGACACCAUUAUUAUUAGCUGCUAUGAAAGGAGCUUUUCAAACAUGUAUUCAAUUACUUCGUCUUGGAGCAAAUCCCAAUGCACAUGAUUCCAGUAAUCGUAAUUUAGUUCACUUAUUGAUGUUAUUUCAAGGUCCAGGAAUCAGGACAGUCCUACCAGAGGUGAAUGAUGAGGAAUUAUUUAAACGAUUAGUCAAUGAAAAAGAUAAAUAUGGUACAACACCAUUACAUUAUUCAACUAAAAUGGGUAAUUUAGGUGCUACAAUAGAAUUUGUACUACGUGGUGCUUCUGCAUUAGAACGUGAUAAUGAACGUAAUACAUCAUUACAUACAGCUGCAUAUUAUGGUCGUUUACAUACAUGUGAAAAAUUAUUAGCUACAUCACAUGGUAUGAGAGCAAUGAAUUGUCCAGAUGCUGUUGGACGUUUACCACUUCAUGUUGCAGUUGAACAUGGACAUAUAGAAAUUGUGAAAAUGUUUAUUGAUCGAGGUUGUCUAUUUCGAAAAUGCCAUUUAGGUAAUACACCAUUACAUUAUGUUUCAAUUGGUGGUUGUAUAAAAAUAUGCAAAUUAUUAUUACAAUCAAGUCCAUCUUUAUUGAAUCAAACAAAUUUUCACGGAAUGACUGCAUUACAUUAUGCUGCCAAAGAGAAUAAUGCAGAAGUAUUAGAUUAUUUACUGACAUCAAAGCAAAAAUUUUACCUGAUAAAGAUGCUUGUUUUGGAUCAGUGUAUUAAAGAAAUUGGCACGAAAAAUACUCUUGAUCAUGAAAUAUUCUAUGACUUUUCAAUACUUCAACGACCCAUGAAUCCUUGUGAAAAACCACCACAAGAUCCUAUGAAACGUAUCAAGUUAAUGGUCGAGUUGAAACGUGAAGAGUUAUUAAUUCAUCCACUUUGUAAAGCAUAUUUAGAAAGAAAAUGGCAAACUUAUGGACGUUGGGUUCAAUUAUGUGCAAGUGUUUAUUAUGCUGUUUUAUUAUUUGCAAUUACUUGUUUGGUUUUGGGUCAUAGUCCAAUACGUCAUGUAGAAAAUAUUGACAAAAUAUCAAGUUGUUCUGAACUGUUUUAUGAAACACCAACAAGAAUGUAUAUAUUUUCAACGAUUGCUGCAAUUAUCUUAGUUCUAACAGCUUUAGAUUUAAACAUUAAAAUAUGGCAAUUAAUAACUCAGAAAUAUGAAUAUUUUAAAGAUUGGAAUAAUUAUUUAGAAUUUUUAUUAAAUGCAUUAGCAAUGACUUAUUCAGCAUUAACAAUAAAGAAUCAUUUAAAUCAUCAUUAUAUUGAAUUAGGUGUAGUUGUGAUGUUUUUGGCAUGGUUUAAUUUUCUAUUACAAAUGAUGAGAUUUAAACAUGUUGGAAUAUUUGUUGUCAUGUUUUUGCAUGUAUUUGCAACUGUUGGAAAGUGUUUAGUUGUAUUCUCUGUGGUGUUUAUUGCAUUCGCAUUGUCAUUUCAUGUUUUGUUUAGAACUCCGAAUUAUUCAGACACAAUAACAUCAUCAUCAUCAUCAUUGAAUCAAUCAAUAAUCGAUUAUUGUUUUCCAAUAAUUCAUGAUAUUGAUUUUAAUAAUAAUAAUAAUAAAACAAAUUUCUCAAUAUCAUUAGAAUUGAAACCAUUUCAAUAUUUAAGUUUAUCUUUAUUUAAAACUUUAAUGAUGAUGUUAGGUGAAUAUGAGCAUACAGCAACUAUUAUAGAACCAUAUAUAGGAAAUCAUUCAUUUCAAUUACAUUAUCCAUUGAUAACAUUCUUUUUCUAUACAACAUUUAUAUUUCUUGUACCAAUUAUAUUAAUGAAUUUAUUAAUUGGUUUAGCUGUUGGUGAUAUUGAAAAUGUUCGAAGAAGUGCUGUACAACAUUUAAUUUCUCAACAAGUUUAUUGGUUAGCUGAUUUAGAACCAAAAUUAACUGGAAUAUUUCGUUCUAAAUUAUAUAAAUCAAAUUGGAUGAAAAAAACUAAAUUAAAUAAGACUACAGGAUUCUUAGAUAAAUCUGGAUUCGAAACGACAUAUGAAGAAAAUCUAAUACAAAAGUAUCUUAAAGAAGCAGUUAAAAUAAUAACUUCUAUUGACAAAGAAACUAAAUUACAAACAACUAGAAUGGCUGCAAUCAUUGAAAAGUUAGAAAUUCGAUCAAAAGAAUUCAAUAUUGAUGAAGGUGUCUAUCCAAGAGGGGUUUCUGGUUUGGAUCGAAUUAUGGAAAUGGAUUAUGCAAUUCAUUGAUGAGUAAACAAAAGAAUCGGACGAAAUGAAGAUGAAGAUUUCAUUAAAUGAAUGUUUUACUUGUCUUAAACUAAUUUACAUUUUCAUUAGAGCAUAAUGUUAAAACUUCACUGAAAUCAGGAAUCUAUCUGAUAAGUCUUACGAAUUGAACGCUAUAUUCAUCUCCUAAGCUGUUCUGUAACCCUCAAGCUAG
Molecule: messenger RNA, 3895 nt
Organism: Schistosoma mattheei
Lineage: Eukaryota; Metazoa; Platyhelminthes; Trematoda; Strigeidida; Schistosomatidae
Source: the annotation of a GenBank genome assembly